AUGAUUUUGGUGAUCUUUUUGGUGAUUGUGCAAGUUUCUGGCUUCGUUUACCCACCGCAAGAGAUCAUAAUCAAUCGGGAUGAGACUUCAGGACUCUAUUUACCAGUGAACAGUGCUUCUGCGUCCCUGAAAAUGACUCUGAAGGAGUUGAAAUGCUGCUCGGGAGGAUUUUUCCGCGCCAGAAUUCAAAUGAAGUCAUCUCUUCCCGCCCUGCCUUCCAUAGACAGUGCUUUCCCAUUAAAUAACUGCCAUGUGAGGAUCUUUGGAGAUCAACUGAGGAUUGAGAUUCCGGGACAGAAUUUCCAGGAAUGCGGAGUGUCUAAUUGUGGAGAAAAUCUUUGUCUCAGGAUGAGAUUCCCUCACGUGAAAGGGUUGAAAACUGCCUCAGACGGUCUUUUGACCCUGAAAUGUCGCCCUCAAAAGCCUUUGGUGACUCAGAAUCAAAUUCUGAGACUGUCUGUGGAGGAGAAUCAGGUCAGAAGGGAUUCUUCAGUGAUUGAGGGCGGCAGUCAGAUGCUCUUUAGAAGCCAAAUGGGCCUCUUCAAGAGGAACAGACUAGAUGGAAGCUUCUCAGAAGCUCUGACUGAAGGAGGAGAAGUUCUUUUGGGAGAACCACUAAUGCUGAAAGCACAAGUCAGGCCAGAAGAUGGAUGGAAUUUCACAGGAAUGUCUGAUAUUUCUCUGUCCAGACUUUCUCCGGCUGGCGAGAUUCUCCACUCCGCAAAUCUGAUCACUCGAGAAGGAUGCGUGAAUCCUGCCAUGAGAAGUAUUUGCUCAGAAAACCCCUCUUUUGAUCCUCCUCUUGGCCAGAAGUUGAGAUUCAAGGCCGCCAGCUUUCCUGGAAUGAUUUCUGGGGAGGAAAUCGUGCUGAAUGUCAGGCUAUAUGCUUGUCUGAAUCCCAGAGAUUGUCUUCCGAAUCUGACCAAGUGUCGCUCUAGAAUCAAGAGAAGCUUCAAAGACUCUCAAUUUGAAGAAUCGAGGAUUUCCUUUAGAGUCACUCUUCCGAAUGGCCAGGAAAUUGCGAGUGAAUCUCAAAUGAAUGCUCUAAUUCCAAUCUUCGGCAUCAGCGGUCUGGCCAUUCUCUGCUUCGGAUGCUUUCUCAGCAUUGCUGUUCUCUGGCGAAGGAGAUCCCGGACAGGCUUUCUGGCUAGCCGGCGCCCUAGUCUUUGA
Phlebotomus argentipes is the source of this 1170-nucleotide messenger RNA. RefSeq lists its product as uncharacterized. NCBI's taxonomy places the organism in Eukaryota, Metazoa, Arthropoda, Insecta, Diptera, Psychodidae. Bases 1 to 1170 code for a protein of 389 amino acids. The record is from RefSeq and is a predicted model, not a curated record. The transcript has 3 exons.